Molecule: messenger RNA, 15985 nt
Organism: Myripristis murdjan (pinecone soldierfish)
Lineage: Eukaryota; Metazoa; Chordata; Actinopteri; Holocentriformes; Holocentridae
Gene: mycbp2
Product: MYC binding protein 2
Exons: 84
Coding region: 413-14695 (4760 amino acids)
Biological process (GO): regulation of synaptic assembly at neuromuscular junction; axon guidance
Cellular component (GO): plasma membrane; nucleus
Molecular function (GO): ubiquitin protein ligase activity
Source: RefSeq, a predicted model, not a curated record
UUGGGGAGGGAUGAUGAAGCUAAGAUGGCAGCCCAACUGAGGGUGCUGCCUCUCCAGGGUCAAGAAAUAUCCAAGGAACGAAUGAAAAUGAAACUGAAGACGGUUGAAUGCUGUAAUUUCUGCUGUUUCAAAAGAAGAAUCGUAAUGGCUUGAGCAUUAAAAUCCCGGGAGAUAAGGACCGUGUUGACGCCGGAUCGGGAGACCAUCUAGAACAGUUGCACCACCGGAGUGGCCACAAUUUACGCUGAUUAUUAUUGGAGAUACUGGAUGCUAAUCUUGCCGUUUCUGCAUUUUGUUGUGGACAUAUGACGCGACGCGUGGCGGAUUCAAUGACAAAUGGAUUGUAACUGUCGGCUAGUUAUUGUCUAGCUGUUAUAUCUUUGAUGUGAUAUAUGCAUUGUUCUCCAAAACGAUGAUGUGUGCUGCUGCGGCAGCGGCCGCCGGUGGAGGGAUUCUGCCCUCCUCAUCGCCGUCGAUGGGGCUGGGUGUCAGGGUCAUUUCUGGAGCUGGAGCCGAAUUCGCAACCUUCGGUUCGGGUAUGAGUUCGUGUCCGACACCCGGAGCCCAGUCGGAUUGUCGGAGUCGGUACCAGCUUUUACUCUCAGGGCGAGCUUUGGCGGAACGAUACAGAAGGAUUUAUACCACAGCUAUCAAUGACAAAGAGCAGGGGAUAAAUCAAGGGAGGGGGAAGAAGGCUUUGAGUAAGAAGAAACUGAAAAGACGACAAAAGAUCAAGUCAAAAGUCAAAGCAAGAACAAAGAAUGAGACUCUGGAUGGAGCCUUCUGCGUGCCGGACAUCAAGCUGCACAGCAACCCAUCUGCGUUCAACGUCUACUGCAACGUGCGGCACUGUGUGCUGGACUGGCAGCAGAGAGAGGCCUCCCUGGCGCUGGCCUCCAGGAGCUCCGUGCAGAGCGGAGAUUCAGACAGCGAGGAAGAGGAGGAGUACCGCGAGCCAGCCAUCAAGCUGCCCAAGAUCAUCGGUAUUGGCCUGUGUGGGGUGUUCGAGCUGAUAAAGGAGACGCGGUUCUCCCACCCCUCAUUGUGCCUGCGCAGCCUGCAGGCCCUGCUGGACAUGUUGCAGGGACAACAACCUGAAAGCUUUCAGACUGAGCCUCCUGAUGUGUUAGAGUCUCUGUUCCAGUUGCUGCUGGAGACCACGGUGCGGAGCACGGGGCCCAAUGACCCCACCGGCCAGGCGCUCACCGCCCUGUCUUGUGCCUGUCUCUUCAGCCUGGUGGUGUCCUGGGGAGACACAGGCAAAACCCUGCAGGCCGUCUCUGCCAUCCUCACCAACAAUGGCAGCCAUGCCUGCCAGACAAUACAGGUGCCCACCAUCUUGAAUGCACUACAGAGGAGCGUACAGGCUGUCCUGGUAGGAAAAAUCCAGAUCCAGGAUUGGUUUGGAAACGGCAUCAAACGGGCAGCCUUGAUGAACAAAUGGGUGCUGAAGGAGGUGGUCAUUGACGAGGACGAGCGCUGUCUGCUGCAGACAGACGGCUCCUUCCUCUACCUGCUCUGCAAGGAUGGACUCUACAAAGUGGGCUCUGGAUACAGCGGCACUGUCAGGGGCCAUGUGUACAACUCCACGUCUCGCAUCAGGAAUAGGAAGGAGAAGAGAUCGUGGUUGGGCUUCGCUCAGGGGUACUUGUUGUAUCGAGACACAAGCAACCACAGUAUGUCAGCCAUCAAGAUCAACCCAGAGACUCUGGAGCACGAGGGGACGGUCACCAUGCCAGGUCAGCACUCAGACGGACAGAGCAUCAUCUUCACAGAUGGAGAGUACAUCAACCAGAUCGCAGCCUGCAAAGACGAUGGUUUCGUAGUGCGGAUCUACGCUACAGGCUCAGACCCGGCCCUGCAGCAGGAACUGCAGCUGAAGCUGGCAAGGAAAUGUUUGCACGCCUGCGGCAUCUCUCUGUUUGACCUGGAGAAGGAUUUGCACAUCAUCAGCACAGGCUUUGACGAAGAGGCAGCUUUGCUUGGAGCAGGCAGGGAGUUUGCUCUGAUGAAAACUGCCUCUGGAAAGAUCUACUACACAGGAAAGUACCAGAGCUUGGGCAUAAAGCAGGGUGGCCCAUCGGCAGGUAAAUGGGUGGAGCUGCCUGUCACCAAAUCUCCCAAGAUCAUCCAGUUCUCAGUGGGCCAUGAUGGCUCUCAUGCGCUGCUAGUAGCUGAGGAUGGCAGUGUGUUCUUUACGGGUUCUGCCAGCAAGGGAGAAGAUGGAGAGUCCACCAAGAGUCGCAGACAGCCAAAGCCCUACAAGCCUAAGAAGAUGAUCAAGCUGGAGACCAAGACGGCAGUGUACACCGCCUGCAACAAUGGUAGCAGCAGCAUCGUCACUAAGGAUGGAGAGCUUUACAUGUUUGGCAAAGAUGCCAUCUACAGUGACAGCACCUGCCAGGUGACAGACCUGAAAGGUCACUUUGUAACUCAGGUUGCCAUGGGAAAGGCUCACACUUGUGUCCUGACCAAGAGUGGAGAAGUGUGGACUUUUGGGGUCAACAACAAGGGCCAGUGUGGUCGAGACACUGGAGCCAUGAGCCAGGCAGGGAAAGCGUUUGGGGUGGAGAGCAUGGCCACAGCCAUGGACGAGGACCUGGAAGAUGAACUGGAGGAGAAGGAGGAGAAGAGCAUGAUGUGCCAGCCAGGCAUGCACAAGUGGAAGCUGGACCAGUGCAUGGUCUGCACAGUGUGUGGGGACUGCACCGGCUACGGUGCCAGCUGUGUCAGCAGUGGGCGGCCAGACAGAGUACCAGGAGGUAUCUGUGGCUGUGGUUCUGGGGAAUCCGGCUGCUCAGCGUGUGGCUGCUGUAAGGCCUGUGCCAGGGAGCUGGAUGGCCAGGAGGCCAGGCAGAGGGGCAUCUUUGAUGCUGUAAAGGAGAUGAUUCCCCUGGACCUGCUGCUAGCUGUGCCUGUCCCUCCCCCUCCAGGAGUUAACAUUGAGGAGCACAUUCAGAUCCGCCAGGAGGAGAAACGGCAGAGGAUCAACCGCCGGCACAGGCUGGAGGAGGGUCGAGGCCCCCUUGUUUUCCCCGGCCCCAUAUUUAUGAACCAGCGUGAGCAGGCCCUAGCCAGAAUAAGACCCCUUCAGGCCCUAAGGCAUAAACGGGACAAGCACAAAGAUGGUAGCAGUGAGCGGGGAGAGAAGGAUGCCAGUAAAAUCACCACCUACCCUCCAGGGGCGGUGAGGUUUGACUGUGAGAUGCGGGCCGUGCAGGUCAGCUGUGGCUUUCACCAUUCCGUGGUGCUGAUGGAGAAUGGAGAUGUAUACACAUUUGGUUAUGGCCAACAUGGGCAGCUUGGACACGGAGAUGUCAACUCCAGGGGUUCUCCAACCCUGGUGCAAGCCCUGCCGAGCCCCAGUGUUCAGGUGACCGCAGGCAGUAACCACACAGCUGUGCUCCUCAUGGACGGGCAGGUCUUCACCUUCGGCAGCUUCUCGAAAGGGCAGCUGGGCCGGCCCAUCCUGGACAUGCCCUACUGGAACACAAAGCCAUCUCCCAUGCCCAACAUUGGUGCCAAAUAUGGACGAAAGGCGACUUGGAUCGGCGCCAGCGGAGACCAGACAUUCCUGCGGAUCGAUGAGGCCCUCAUCAACUCCCAUGUUCUCGCCACUUCUGAGAUCUUUGCCAGCAAACACAUCAUAGGCCUGGUGCCCACCUCGGUCUCUGAACCUCCACCGUUCAAAUGCUUGCUCAUCAACAAGAUGGAUGGAAGCUGCCGCACCUUCAAUGAUUCUGAGCAGGAGGACCUGCAGGGCUUUGGCCUGUGUCUCGACCCUGUGUAUGAUGUCAUCUGGAGGUUCUUGCCAGCCUCAAGGGAGAUGUGGUGCUACAAUGCAGUGAUCGCUGAUGCCAGGGUGCCCUCUGCCACAGACCUACAGGCUCGCUGUAGUAUCCUUAGCCCAGAGUUGGCACUCCCGUCUGGAUCACAGGCCACCACUACACGCUCUCAUGGAGCCCUACACAUCUUGGGUUGCCUGGAUACGUUAGCAGCCAUGCAGGAACUGAAGAUGGGUGUAGCCAGCGCAGAGGAAGAGACCCAGGCCGUGAUGAAGGUCUACUCCAAGGAGGACUACAGCGUGGUCAACCGCUUUGAGAGUCAUGGCGGUGGCUGGGGCUACUCAGCUCACUCGGUGGAGGCCAUCCGCUUCUGUGCUGAUGCAGACAUCCUGCUGGGUGGCCUGGGCCUGUUUGGGGGUCGAGGCGAGUACACCGCCAAGAUUAAGCUGUUUGAACUGGGGCCUGAUGGGGGCGACCACGAGACAGACGGUGAUCUGCUGGCUGAGACUGACGUGCUGGCGUACGACUGCGCCGCCAGGGAGAAAUAUGCCAUGAUGUUUGAUGAGCCAGUGUUGCUGCAGCUGGGCUGGUGGUAUGUGGCCUGGGCCAGGGUGUCUGGGCCCAGCAGUGACUGUGGCUCCCACGGGCAGGCUACCAUUACUACUGAUGACGGUGUGGUGUUUCAAUUCAAGAGCUCUAAGAAAUCCAACAACGGCACCGAUGUUAAUGCAGGUCAAAUACCUCAGCUACUGUACAGGCUUCCAUCAAAUGAUGGCAAUGCAUCCAAAGGGAAACAGCAGACUAGCGAGCCGGUCCAUAUCCUGAAACGCUCUUUUGCUCGUACGGUGUCAGUGGAGUGUUUUGAGUCUCUGUUGAGCAUCCUUCACUGGAGCUGGACCACCCUUGUCCUGGGUGUGGAGGAGCUGCGAGGCCUGAAGGGCUUCCAAUACACAGCGACCCUGCUGGACCUGGAGAGACUGCGCUUUGUUGGGACCUGCUGCCUCCGGCUGCUCAGGGUCUACAUCUGUGAGAUCUUCCCCAUCUCUGCCAGCACCAAGGCUGUGGUGGAGGAGUCGAGCAAGCUGGCGGAGUGCGUGGGAAAGACACGCAGCCUGCUGAAGAAGAUCCUGUCAGAAGGCAUGGACAACUGCUUGACCAAGCUGGACAACGACCCCCAGGGUUACUUGUCGCAGCCUCUCACCCUGCUGGAGGCUGUGCUGCAGGAGUGCCACAACACCUUCACCGCCUGCUUCCACUCCUUCUACCCCACACCCGCCUUGCAGUGGGCCUGCCUCUGUGACCUGCUCAACUGCCUGGACCAGGACAUUGCCGAGGCCAACUUUCGCACGUCCAGCAGCCGUCUGCUGGCGGCAGUAAUGUCAGCUCUGUGCAACACCUCAGUUAAACUGACAUCCAUCCUGCCCAUCGCAUAUGAUGGGGAAGUGCUGCUGCGCUCACUGGUCAAACAGGUCAGCACAGAGAAUGACUCUGCCCUUGCUCACCGCUUCCCCCUGCUGGUGGCCCAUAUGGAAAAACUCAGCCACACGGAGGAGAACCUCAUGGGCAUGACCAGUUUUCGGGAGGUUUUGGAAAAGAUGCUGGUAAUUGUGGUUUUGCCAGUGAGGAAGAGUCUGAGGAAGGAGGUGGAGCUCUUCUCGCCACACCUGGUCUCCAACACCUGCGGCCUACUGGCCUCCAUUGUCUCUGAGCUCACUGCGUCUGCUCUGGGCUCUGAGGUGGAUGGGCUGAACUCACUCCACUCGGUGAAAGCGACUCCCAAUCGUUUCACCAAAACAAGCCAGGGCCGCAGUUGGAACACAGGUAAUGGCUCUCCUGAUGCCAUCUGCCUGACAGUGGACAAACCCGGCGUGGUGCUGGUAGGCUUCUGCGUCUACGGAGGAGGGGGCAUCCAUGAGUAUGAGCUGGAAGUGCUUGCUGAUGAUGCCCAGACAGAGCACCCAGGGGACUCGGCGCAUUCCCACAGAUGGACGUCUCUGGAGCUGGUGAAGGGCACCUACAGCACUGAUGAUUCCCCAACUGAUAUCGCUGAGAUUCGCCUAGACAAGGCUGUGCCACUCAAGGAGGGGGUGAAGUACGCUGUCCGCCUACGAAACUAUGGCAGCCGGACCGCCAAUGGGGACGGUGGAAUGACCACAGUACAGUGCUCUGAUGGUGUGUCCUUCACCUUCAGCACCUGCAGCUUGAGUAGCAAUGGGACCAACCAGACCAGAGGACAGAUCCCACAGAUUCUCUACUAUAGGAGCGAAUACGACGGGGACCUCCAAUCACAGCUGCUCAGCAAAGCCAAUGAGGAGGACAAGAACUGCAGCCGAGCUCUCUCUGUGGUCAGCGCUGUGGUCAGAGCUGCUAAGGACCUUCUGCAUAGGGCAUUUGCUGUGGAUGUGGAAGACAUUCCUGAGCUACUAAGCUCAUCCAGCCUGUUCUCCAUGCUGCUGCCCCUUAUCCUGGCUUACAUUGGCCCUGUGGCUGCAUCUGUACCCAAGGCUGCAGUUGAAGUGUUUGGCCUAGUUCAAGAGCUGCUACCUGCCGUCUCUGCCCUCAACCAGAAAUAUGCACCACCCACCUUUAAUCCCAACCAAUCAACAGACAGCACCACAGGAAACCAGCCUGAGCAGGGCCUAUCUGCUUGCACAACAUCCAGCCAUUACUCUGUGAUUGAAAGUGACCAUCCCUACAAGCAAGCUGGAGUCACACAAUACAGGGUAUCUUUCCCAGACUGUGUCCGCUGGACCACUAUUGAGUUUGACCCUCAGUGUGGCACUGCCCAGCCAGAGGAUGUCCUACGCCUGCUCAUUCCCAGCCGCACCCUCCACCUGUCCAGCCUAGGGGGCAAACCCCUGGCCCAUGACACCAUCAACACCUGGACUGAGCUCAAGAAGUUCUCUGGCUCCACAGGCUGGCCGACCACUGUCCUGGUACUGCCAGGAAACGAAGUUCUGUUCUCACUGGAAACAGCAUCUGAUUAUGUGAAAGAUGAGAAGGCCUGUUUCUAUGGCUUCAAGUGUGUGGCUGUUGGGUAUGAAUUCAACCCCGGGCCUGACGAGGGGAUCAUCCAGCUAGAGAAGGAGUUGGCCUAUUUAGGCAGUGUGUGUGCUGCAGCUCUGAUGAAGAAGGAUCUGGCCCUGCCUAUUGGGAAUGAGUUGGAGGAGGAUCUUGAGAUCCUUGAGGAAGCAUCUCUCCAGGUGUGUAAGGCCCACUCAGGGAUCUUAGGAAAGGGUCUGGCUUUGUCUCACUCCCCGACCAUCUUGGAGGCGCUGGAGGGGAAUCUGCCCUUGCACCUCCAAACUAAUGAGCACUCCUUCCUGGAGGAUUUCAUCACCUGUGUACAGAACUCCAGUGGAGGACGUCUGGCGAGGUGGCUGCAGCCAGACUCUUACGCAGACCCCCAGAAGACAUCUCUGAUCCUAAACAAAGAUGACAUACGCUGUGGAUGGCCAACUACCGUUGUUGUACAGACCAAAGACCAGUAUGGAGAUGUGGUGCACGUUCCUAACAUGAAGGUGGAGGUGAAGGCUGUGCCUGUUUCACAGAAGAAGUCUGUGCAGCUGGAGAAUGUGAAGAAGCUACAGCGGCUGCCUGGAAGCUCCUCUCCUUCCACCUCCGGCACUGACUUAACAUUUGGAGGUCUGCCCACACCCAAGCUGGAGGCCACUUAUGAGCCCAUGAUUGUCAAAGAAGCUCGGUACAUUGCUAUCACCAUGAUGAAGGCUUAUGAGAACUACUCCUUUGAAGAGCUGCGCUUUGCUUCCCCAACCCCAAAGAGACCCAGUGAGAACAUGCUGAUUCGUGCCAACACUGAUGGAACCUACAGUGCCAACUGGACUCCAGGAGCAGUAGGCCUCUAUACCAUCCAUGUCACUAUUGAUGGCAUUGAAAUAGAUGCUGGUUUGGAGGUGGAGGUGAAGGACCCUCCCAAAGGCAUGAUCCCACCUGGUACUCAGAUGGUCAAACCAAAAGCUGAGCCUCAGCCUAGCAAGGUCCGCAAAUUUGUGUCCAAGGACAGCGCAGGCCUACGUGUGCGUAGUCACCCGUCCCUGCAGAGUGAACAGAUAGGCAUAGUGCAAGUCAAUGGCACCAUCACUUUCAUUGACGAGAUCCACAAUGAUGAUGGUGUGUGGCUCAGGCUGAAUGAUGAAACUAUAAAGAAGUAUGUUCCCAACAUGAAUGGGUACACUGAAGCCUGGUGCCUCUCUUUUAACCAGCACCUGGCCAGGAGCCUCCUGGUCCCAGCCGACGAGGCCAGGGGCCAGUCGGAGGAGAACGCAAAGGAGGUGAGCAGCCGCCCCUCCCACGAGGCCCCCUUGCGGGAGCAGAGAAGGGCAGGGCAGGGCGGCGGCCCGGGGCUUUAUAAGGUAGUGAAGACCGGCCCCUCUGGUCACAACAUCAGAAGCUGCCCAAACCUUAGGGGUAUCCCCAUUGGAAUGUUAGUUCUUGGGAACAAGGUCAAGGCCAUAGGCGAGGUGGUCAACUCAGAGGGAACCUGGGUGCAGCUGGAUAAGAACAGCGUGGUGGAGUUUUGUGAGAGCGAUGAAGGAGAGGCCUGGUCACUGGCCAGAGACCGCGGGGGAAACCAGUACCUUCGCCACGAUGAUGAACAAGCCUUGCUUGAACAUGGGGCCCAGACCCCACCGCCCAGCCCGUUCUCUGUGCAGGCCUUCAACAGAGCCACAACUUCCAAUGGAGCACAGGGCUUUGACUAUGGCAUCUCCAACAACAAAGGUGACCGGUUGAGUGCCAUACUGAAUUCCAUUCAGUCUGGGCCCUUCCUCCCAGCAGCUCCCUCCUCCUCCUCCGUAUUUGAGCAAGCCGCCCAACCUCCCUCUUCCUCCCUUGUCCACAGUCCAUUUGUGUUUGGACAAUCCCCUUCCCAACUGUCUCAGCCGCAACCACAGCUUCCGAAUGGUUCAUCACGCAGCCUUGCUUCUCGCGAGCGUGUGCACAAAAGCAGUGUGUCCGUGGCUGGGCAUGGUACUGCACUCUCAUCUCUUGCUCUCAGGCAAAAGGGUGAACGAGGGAACGUGUUGUCUGGUGCCCGACCCAUGUCCCCAGCCUCUAAACACCGUCAGGAGAGUCGAUCGCCCAAACAGGAGAAUAGGGGCAGCCGCACAUCAGACCAGAGCAGAAUCAAGGCGAAUGACGGUGGACUCUCUGCCAGUGAAGCCCUGAUCUUGAGGUCGGACACAGCCAAACUGAGGUCUGACUCUCACAGCCGCUCCCACUCUCCCAACCACAACACUCUACAAGCCCUGAAAGCAGACGGACGCACCUCAGGACUUAGGGCUGAGUCCCCAAACCCUAGCUCUCGUUCCUCCUCUCCCAAACAGAAAGGCCUGAGCUCCACUUCAGGCAGGUCGAGUCCCUCCAGCACCUCUUCCCAGUACUCUUCUUCAACCCACCAUGACAAGAACCUCCCACCUAAAGUCAGCCCAUCCUCUAAGGCCCGGCUGGAGCCUCCCAGAGAGAGGUCCAAGUCAGACUCGUACACCCUGGACCCAGACACACUCAGAAAGAAGAAGGUUCCACUUACAGAACCUCUCAGAGGCAGGUCUACCUCCCCUAAACCCAAACUGUCUCCUAAAGAUCCAAACAAAGAAGCGAUAAGUAAUGCAGAGAACCGUGCUCCCUCUCCACAUGUGACCCAAGAGAAUCUCCACAGUGAAGUGGUGGAAGUGUGUACCUCUAGUGCUCUCCUCUCCAACGAGGAAGCCAACGAUGAGAAUGUGGAGGUGCGUAAUGCUGAAGAGGGUUCAUCUAAGGUACACUUUAGCAUCGGCAAAGCCCCUGUUAAAGAGGAGUUAGAGAGCCGCUCCUCACCCAAGGUCAGCCGCAAGACCUCCAGUCGCCAUGUUCGCCCUAAGAAGGACAAAUCUGGGCCUCUGUUUAAAGGUGAGAGCACAUCAAGGCUCACAGAGCCUGCCAAGCAGGCCAUGUCACCCUCAGUGGCUGAAUGUGCCCGGGCAGUCUUUGCUGCGUUCCUAUGGCAUGAGGGCAUUGUCCACGAUGCAAUGGCCUGUUCCUCCUUUCUAAAGUUUAACCCAGACUUAACUAAAGAGCAUGCACCCAUCCGUAGCUCUCUGGGGGGACAAGGUGCUGAGGAGAAGGAGAGCAAGUUAAAGAACCGCCACUCCCUAGAGAUUUCCUCUGCACUGAACAUGUUUAAUAUUGCUCCACAUGGCCCAGACAUCUCCAAAAUGGGCAGCAUCAACAAGAACAAGGUGCUCUCCAUGUUGAAGGAGCCUCCACUGCCAGAGAAAUGUGAGGAUGGGAAAGGAGAAGCCAUGUCCUACGAGAUGACCUCUCACCCCUCUAUGAGGGCCAAGUCAAUCUUGCCCUUAACCUUACAGCAUCUGGUGGCUUUCUGGGAGGACAUUUCCAUGGCUACCAUCAAGGCAGCCACUCAGAACAUGAUCUUCCCCAGCCCAGGUUCCAGUGCCAUCUUGAAAAAGAAGGAGCAUGAGAAGGACAGUAAAAAGUCAAAGAAGGAGAAAAAGAAGAGGGAGAAGACAGAGGUGCGUCCCAGAGGGAAUCUGUUUGGGGAGAUGGCACAGCUUGCAAUGGGUGGACCUGAAAAAGACACUAUUUGCGAGCUGUGUGGAGAGUCUCACCCAUAUCCUGUCACCUACCACAUGAGACAGGCUCACCCAGGCUGUGGUCGCUAUGCUGGAGGUCAAGGCUACAACAGCAUCGGCCACUUCUGUGGUGGUUGGGCAGGAAAUUGUGGAGAUGGAGGCAUAGGAGGCAGCACCUGGUACUUGGUGUGUGAUCGCUGCCGAGAGAAAUACCUGAGAGAGAAACAGACUGCUGCAAGGGAAAAGGUGAAGCAGUCCAGGAAGAAACCUCUGCAGGUGAAGACCCCAAGAGCACUGCCCACUAUGGAGGCUCACCAAGUGAUCCGGGCCAAUGCUUUGUUCCUGCUGUCUCUAAGCAGUGCUGCCGAGCCCAGCAUGCUGUGCCACCACCCUCCCCGGCCCCUGCAUUCCCAGCUCCCCAGCCUUAAGGAAGGCGUCUCGGACGAACUCCCCAAUAAAAUGGGCUGCCUCUACCUGCAGACUCUGGCCAGGCAACACACAGAGAACUUUGGUGGCUACCAAGAUGACAACCUCUUUCAAGAUGAGAUGAGAUACCUGCGCUCCACAUCUGUUCCUGCCCCUUACAUUUCAGUCACCCCUGAUGCCUGUCCCAAUGUGUUUGAGGAACCAGAAAGCAACAUGAAAUCAAUGCCCCCCAGUUUGGAGACCAGUCCAAUCACAGACAGUGACACCGCUAAGCGCACAGUGUUCCAGAGGUCUUACUCAGUCGUUGCCUCUGAGUAUGACAAGCAGCACUCAGCCUCUCCAGCACGGGUCAAAGCCGUGCCAAGACGCAGGGUCCACAGCGGUGAUGCAGAGGUGGGCUCUUCGUUGCUGCGCCACCCCUCUCCAGAGCUGUCCCGGCUGAUCUCAGCCCAUGGCUCCCUCAGUAAAGGGGAGAGGAACUUCCAGUGGCCAGUUCUGGCUUUUGUUAUCCAGCACCACGACCUGGAGGGCCUGGAGGUGGCCAUGAAACACGCUUUGAGGAAGUCCGCCUGCAGGGUGUUCGCCAUGGAGGCAUUCAACUGGCUGCUGUGCAAUGUGAUCCAGACAACGUCACUGCAUGAUAUCCUUUGGCAUUUUGUAGCAUCUCUCACCCCAUCACCCUUCGAACCUGAGGAGGAGGAAGAGGAUGAAAACAAAGGGAACAAAGAAAAUGUGGAACAGGAAAGAGACCUUGGUGUGUGUGAACACCCCUUGUCAGACAUUGUUAUUGCUGGGGAGGCAGCCCAUCCUCUCCCCCACACUUUCCACCGCCUCCUGCAGACCAUCUCUGACCUCAUGAUGUCACUUCCCAGUGGUAGCUCCCUUCAGCAGAUGGCCCUGAGGUGCUGGAGUCUCAAGUUCAAGCAGUCCGACCACCAGUUCCUUCACCAGAGCAACGUUUUCCAUCACAUCAACAAUAUCCUGUCUAAGUCUGAUGAUGGAGACAGUGAAGAAAGCUUCAACAUCAGUGUGCAGUCAGGCUAUGAAGCAAUCAGCCAGGAUCUCUGCCUGGUGACUUGUCUGAAGGACCUGACCAGUGUAGUGGACAUCAAGACGUCCAGUCGCCCUGCCAUGAUCGGCAGCCUGACAGAUGGUUCCACAGAGACCUUCUGGGAGUCUGGAGACGAGGACAAGAACAAGACCAAGAGCAUUACCAUCAGUUGUGUUAAAGGCAUCAACGCCUCCUACGUGUCAGUUCAUGUUGACAACUCCAGAGACAUUGGGAACAAAGUCACAUCAAUGACGUUCCUGUGUGGAAAAGCAAUCGAGGACCUCUGCAGAAUCAAACAGGUUGACCUAGACUCGCGUCACAUGGGCUGGGUGACAAGUGAGCUUCCUGGAGGGGAUCAUCAUGUGAUCAAGGUGGAACUGAAGGGUCCAGAGAACACCCUGAGGGUGCGGCAGGUGAAGGUUCUGGGCUGGAAGGAGGGUGAGAGCAUCAAGAUCGCAGGCCAGAUCUCAGCCAGCAUGGCCCAGCAAAAGAACUGUGAGGCCGAGACGCUCCGAGUUUUCCGUCUCAUCACCUCACAGGUGUUUGGAAAGCUGAUCUGUGGGGAUGCAGAGCCAACUCCAGAGCAGGAGGAGAAGAACCUGCUUUCAUCACCGGAGGGAGAGGACAAGGCACCGUCUGACGCAGACCUUAAAGAGCACAUGGUCGGAAUCAUUUUCAGCAGGAGCAAACUGACCAACUUACAGAAACAGGUGUGUGCACACAUUGUCCAGGCCAUCCGUAUGGAGGCCACACGUGUGAGGGAGGAGUGGGAACAUGCCAUAUCCAGCAAAGAGAAUGCCAACUCCCAGCCCAGCGACGAUGAUGCCUCCUCAGAUGCGUACUGCUUUGAACUCCUGUCCAUGGUCCUGGCUCUGAGUGGCUCUAACGUUGGCCGCCAGUACCUGGCUCAGCAGCUCACACUCAUGCAGGAUCUGUUUUCUUUGCUGCACACUGCUUCACCACGAGUACAGAGACAGGUGACGUCGCUGCUCAGACGCGUCCUCCCAGAGGUGACCCCUGUGCGACUUGCCAGCAUCAUUGGCGUGAAAGCUCUGCCACCAGCAGACAUCAGUGACAUCAUCCACUCCACGGAGAAGGGUGACUGGAACAAGCUCGGCAUCCUGGACAUGUUCUUAGGCUGCAUCGCUAAGGCCCUCACUGUUCAGCUGAAAGCCAAAGGGACCACCAUCUCUGGCACGGCCGGCAUGGCUGCAGGCAAGGGGGUCACAACUGUCACGCUGCCCAUGAUCUUCAACUCCAGCUACAUCCGCAGAGGGGAGAGCCACUGGUGGAUGAAAGGCUCCACUCCACCUCAGAUUGCAGAGAUCAUCAUAAAGCUGGUGAAAGACAUGGCAGCUGGCCACCUCUCAGAUGCCUGGUCCAGAGUCACCAAAAAUGCAAUUGCUGAGACCAUCAUUGCUCUGACCAAAAUGGAGGAGGAACACCGGUCUCCUGUACGCUGUAUUGCCACCACCAGGUUAUGGCUGGCCCUCGCUUCGCUGUGUGUACUGGACCAGGACCAUGUCGACAGGCUGUCCUCUGGUCGCUGGAUGGGCAAGGACGGACAGCAGAAGCAGAUGCCCAUGUGUGACAACCAUGACGAUGGCGAGACAGCAGCCAUCAUCCUGUGUAACAUGUGUGGCAACCUCUGCACCGACUGCGACCGCUUCCUCCACCUGCACCGGCGCACACGCUCUCACCAGAGACAGGUGUUCAAAGAAGAGGAGGAGGCCAUCAAGGUGGACCUCCAUGAAGGCUGUGGGAGGACCAAGCUCUUUUGGCUGAUGGCUCUGGCUGACUCAAAGACCAUGAAGGCUAUGGUGGAGUUCAGAGAGCACACAGGUAAACCAGCAUCCAGCAGCUCAGAUGCCUGCAGGUUCUGUGGUACGAGGAACGGGACUGAGCUCUCCGCGGUGGGCAGCGUCUGCUCAGACCCGGACUGCCAGGAGUACGCCAAGCUGGCAUGCAGUAAGACCCAUCCUUGUGGGCACCCUUGUGGUGGGGUUAAGAAUGAGGAAAGCUGUCUGCCAUGUCUCCACGGUUGUGACAAGAGCACUGGCUGUCUGAAGCAGGAUGCAGAUGACAUGUGUAUGAUCUGCUUUACUGAAGCGCUCUCUGCUGCUCCGGCAGUACAGUUGGACUGCAGUCAUGUGUUCCACCUUCAGUGCACACGCCGGGUUCUUGAAAACCGCUGGUUAGGGCCCCGGAUCACCUUUGGUUUCAUGUCAUGCCCCAUUUGCAAGAACAAAAUCAAUCACUCAGUGAUCAAGGAUCUGCUGGACCCCAUUAAGGAGCUGUAUGAGGAUGUGAGGAGAAAGGCUCUGAUGAGGCUGGAGUAUGAGGGCCUCCAUAAGAGUGAGGCGAUCACCACUCCAGGAGCACGCUUCCACAACGACCCUGCAGGCUUUGCCAUGAAUAGAUAUGCAUACUAUGUCUGCUACAAGUGCAAGAAGGCCUACUUUGGGGGAGAGGCACGCUGCGAUGCAGAGGCAGGACAGGGAGACGACUACGACCCCAGUGAGCUGAUCUGUGGAGCAUGCUCCGAUGUCUCCAGGGCUCAGAUGUGCUCCAAGCAUGGCACGGACUUCCUAGAGUACAAAUGCCGGUACUGCUGCUCGGUGGCUGUUUUCUUCUGCUUUGGCACCACACACUUCUGCAACGCCUGCCACGACGACUUCCAGAGGAUGACGAGCGUCCCCAAGGAGGAGCUGCCUCACUGUCCUGCAGGGCCCAAAGGCAAGCAGCUGGAGGGUACUGAGUGCCCUCUGCAUGUGGUUCAUCCACCAACGGGGGAGGAAUUCGCCUUGGGCUGCGGAGUGUGCCGGAACGCGCACACCUUCUAGUCAUCAAGAGACCCCAUACUGAAAACCUGUUCAUCUACUGUGAUUUCUGGCUGUUGCUGAAGCUCAGCCUCAAAGCUCGGCUCUUGUGUUGUCAGAAUCCCCCUGGACACGGGACCAGGUUUCUACCGUAGCCAAGAGUCCUCAGGCACACUCUUCUACCAACACGAGUGUCCAGGCUCUGCUACAAACGUGUAUAAGAGUCGAGGCUCCUUUGGAUUCAGAGGAAACUGAAUGAAAAAAGAAAAAUUAAAAUAAAAAAACCUUGUGACGUGUUUGCAUGCGGCCGUUGUAUCCCCUCGGCUUCCAUAGACGUUGCACACCUCCUGAUCACUGAAGUGUAACAAUAUAUUGAAGAUUAAACAUUGAAUAUGAAAUAAAUUUGCUUAAGGCAACUGUGGAUGAACGUGGAUUAAAAAAAAAAACAAAAAAAACAAAGAGACAGGCCGUAUUUCCAGCUUCCUAACUAUGAAUUUAAAAUAUUGUUGUAUGUAAACUGACUUUUUUUCGUAAUCCUGUACAGUAUUCUCCACUGUCAAGUGCAUCGUGGGUUGAUGGACAAAAAAAAAAAAAAAAAGAUGAGUUGGUGAAUAAGACUGUUAAGAAUGUCAUGUCUGGGAGGAAAAUAGUGUACGAUUUAUCUAAUCUUGUAUAUAAUGAUAGUAUCCAAAAUAGCUGUAUUCCGAAGUUGCUACUCUUCACUUCAGUUUCGUUUGAUAUUCUGGGUUAUGUUUUGAGCCAGAACUUUUAAUGAAGUGCAAUACUGGGUGUGCCUCCUAUCUUGCAGCUGUUUAACCUAUGGAAUGUAUGUCAAUAAAGCCACUGUACAUUUUUAUACAGUAGACACCGUUGUAUCCCCCUCCCCUUCAAAAUGUCAGAUCACUUCUGUCGUCUGGAAAUGAUGAGGACCCUGGCGCCUGCAGUGAAUGAUAAUGGAUGUGAAUCCCAUUUUCAGCUCUGUCAAAAAAAAGGAAAAAAAAAAGAGAAGUAGUACCAAACCCUUCCACGAUAAUAAUAGAAAAAAAUAUGUCACAGUGAGACUGAUAUCAAGGAGUGAUUUCUGAACGUUUUGAGGGCCAGUCUUCACACCAAAUAUUGAAAUAAUUGUAAAUCUGUAAUGCUUUCCCUAGUAGGAGGCAGGGGGGAUUGGGGGUUUGGGGAAGGGAGUGUGACAAAAACAGCUGCUGUUAUAUAUAUUAAAAAAAAAAAAAGCUUAAUACUUGUGAAUCUGCUCUGUAAUAUCUGUGGUGGAUGGAGUUGAAUGGUAAUAAACCAGGUUCUCUGUUUCGCAAA